AUGGCGCGUGAUGCUGAUGGAGUUGGGUGCUCUUCAAGUUCUUCUGGUUCAACUAGGAGAAGGAAGUAUCAUGUGUUUUUGAGCUUUCGAGGGGAAGAUACUCGGAAAAAUUUUUCUGAUCAUUUGUAUGCCGCUUUAAAACGCAAAGGAUUAAAAACUUUCAGGGAUGAAGAAGAACUUGAAAGGGGAGAAUCUAUUAAUCCAAGUUUAGUACAAGCAAUUGAAGAGUCUCGUUCUGCAAUUGUUGUGCUCUCCCCAAAUUAUGCUUCUUCAACUUGGUGUUUGGAUGAGCUUCAAAAGAUCCUGCAGUUAAAGGAAGAGACGAGUUUUCAAGUAUUUCCGAUAUUUUAUAGUGUAGAUCCUUCUGAUGUUAGGAAACAAAAGGGAAGUUUUGCAGAAGCAUUCAAAAAGCAUGAAGAAAGAUUUACCGAAAACAAAAGAAAGGUACAAAAGUGGAGAGAUGCUUUAGAAAAAGUUGCUACUUUAUCUGGCUGGGACUCAAAAGAUCGGUAUGAAACAGAAUUCAUUGAAAGCAUUGCUGAAGAAAUGGGGUCAAAGUUACUUGAUAAAUCAGCAUCUGGUCAUGGCAAGUUAAUUGGAAUUGAACCAAAAUUAGAUGAAUUGAAGUCAAUUGUAGCAAGGGAAUCAAAAGGAAUUGGGUUUAUAGGAAUAUGGGGCACAGGAGGCGUAGGCAAAACAACUCUUGCUAGAGCCUUUUAUGAGCGGAAGCAAGAGCGCAAAAACUUUGAGAUUCACUGCUUCCUUGAUAAUAUUAGAGAGGCAUGGGAAAAAGAAGGAUGGUUCAGUGAAGGGAGCAUAAUAAUAAUAACAACUAGGGACAGGCAUUUGUUAUCAUCACAUGGUGUAUCUGCUGUGUAUGAAUUCAAAUUAUUGAGUGAUAACGAGUCCCUUGAACUUUUCCUUGAAAAAGCUUUUAAAGAAGAGCAUCCUAAUGAAGAUUAUUUGAAACUUGCUAGAACUGUCAUUAAGUAUGCUGGAGGCCUUCCUUUAGUGCUCACAGUGUUAGGUUCAUCUCUUUGCAAAAGAACUAUAGUGGAAUGGAAAGAUGAACUAGCUAAGUUCAAGAAAGUUCCUCCAAAGGACAUUUUGAAGAUACUUCAAGUGAGUUUUGAUGGACUGGAUGAUCAGGAAAAAACCAUAUUCUUGGAUAUUGCUUGCUUUUUCAAUGGGAUGGACAAAGAUCAUGUCAUACAAAUUUUAGAAACUUUGGAGAAGGAUCUUCACCCAGAAACUGGGAUAAAUGUUCUCAUUAAGAGAUCACUAAUAACUAAUUAUGAAGGGCAUUUGUGGGUGCAUGAAAUUCUCCAAGAUAUGGGAAAAUAUAUUGUUUAUCAAGAAUCACCUUAUGACGCCGGCAAGCGUUCAAGGAUAUUGUCUUUGGAGGAUGCCAAUCAUGUACUAAAAAGAAAUAAGGGGACAGAAGCAACUCGAGGAAUGGCCCUAACAUUGGAAAAGUCAUGUGAUGCAUUUUGGGAUCCUGAAGCCUUCUCAAAGAUGAGUAAUCUCAGGUUACUUAUCAUUUCAAGUCGCUCACAUGUUUCACAUUGCCAAUUAAAUCUUCCGCAUGGGCUCAAGACCCUUUCCAGCGAGUUGAAAGUCAUAGAAUGGGUGGGGUAUCCAUUAUUUUAUUUGCCUAGUCAGCCUCAACUCCAUGAACUUUCUCUUGGGCAACACAAGAAACUUGUCAUUGUUGACUUGAAAGAUUGCAAAGAAGUUAAAACCCUUCCAGAAAAAUUUGAGAUGAAUGGUUUGGAGACUUUUAUUCUAUCGGGUUGUUCAAAAGUUAGAAAACUUCCUGAGUUUGGAAAAGAUAUGACAUGUCUAUCGAAGCUUGAUUUAGAGAAGACUGGUAUAGCCAAACUACCCUCAAUCACUGGGCAAUUUGAUUGGCCUCGUUGA
Neltuma alba is the source of this 1920-nucleotide messenger RNA. Its product is annotated as TMV resistance protein N-like. Gene Ontology annotation, biological process: defense response; signal transduction. The transcript is spliced from 5 exons. The coding region runs from base 1 to 1920 and encodes 639 amino acids. Gene Ontology annotation, molecular function: ADP binding. The record is from RefSeq and is a predicted model, not a curated record. NCBI's taxonomy places the organism in Eukaryota, Viridiplantae, Streptophyta, Magnoliopsida, Fabales, Fabaceae.